This is a messenger RNA of Botrytis byssoidea, 1458 nucleotides long. RefSeq lists its product as uncharacterized. Lineage: Eukaryota; Fungi; Ascomycota; Leotiomycetes; Helotiales; Sclerotiniaceae. The transcript has 2 exons. The record is from RefSeq and is a predicted model, not a curated record. Bases 1 to 1458 code for a protein of 485 amino acids.
AUGGCCAACAUAAAUCACCAACCUGGUAUGGGUAAUUCAGUUACUCAACUCAAUUUGGCGUUUAGAAUAUCAUUACAGCCACAACAUCCUAUUGAUAUCCGCGCCGAUGAAGCAUGUGCUUCGUUUAAUACACCUCAAAAUCCACUUCUGUCUGGUAACUAUACCGUCGUAGACAUUGGGGUUUUUUCGCGGCAAGGAAUAUUUGCUUGGGUACGAGGAAUCAUACAUGAGCUGCAAUCCUACAAUCUGCAUACUGUCAACUUGGUCCCUGCGCUCUGGGGACAACUAUUCAAGAUCAUCCAGAAUCAUUCCUCCUUCAAGCGUUGGAUUUUCUCUCGCCCUAGACCUGGCCCGAUGGGUUUUCUGACCUUCGUUCAUGAUCCUAGCGAGGAGCUACAGUAUACUGCAGAAAACGUGCUCGGUAGAGCUCGAAUCAUUUGGCAAGAAAUUGAAGCCGACUUGAUGGAUGAAGAGCCUAAUCAAUUCGUUGGCGAGAUUUUUCGGCAAGUGUACCAUAUUUGGCAGUAUAAAUGCUACAUGAAUAACAUGCUGAGGGAUUUGACAGGUCAACCACGCACGACGGAUCGUGAUGGAUUUUUAGAGCUUGUGCGCUAUAAAUUACCACGACAAAUGCCACCUCAUCCUAAUCACCCAGCUCCGGCUUUCCCAACUCUAGUUCCAGCUGCAGCUCUCCCGCCCGCUCUUCAGCCCGCUCGCCCUCCACAAAAUCCCGUUGGUGCAAAUACUGGUAUUGUUGGUCACGCAUCUAUCAUCGGAAAUCCUGGUCAUAACCCCAUUCGUAGAGCCGGAAAUACUCGAAUAGGUGCAAGACAGUCAACCGGUAUGUCUGUAGCUGCUGGCAGUUUGGUAAUUAGCGACAGUCAAUCAAGUGGGCAGUCUGACGACUCAAAUCCUGCUUUCAAUCAGCCUUAUGCGCUCAUGCCCACCGCUGAUCCUAACGCAGGCAGAAUGAUUAGCACUCUCAUGGUUUCCCACCCGGCAUUCGCCCACGGCCCACGCAGAGCAAAUCCAACCGUAUCUUCUGCCAUGCCUAACGCUGUUCAAACAGGUAGACCUAAUGUUGUUCAGGCAGGUGGUCCCAACGCUAUUCAAGCAGGUAGCUCUAACGUUCCUGCUACUUCAGGUCCUCAGAAUAAAGGUAACCAGCAGAAUGGAAAUCCUCAAGGUAACAGACAGCCGCGUCUAGGACUAGGCGCUGCCAUGGAACAAUCUAGACCACCACAGCCAAAUCUCCGUCGCCGCCGAAGCUCAACACGCACACAAUGCCCACAACGCGUCCCAGUGUUUAACUCUGCAAAUUCGGAUAGCUCUACCGCUGGUCCAGUAGUCACUCAGAAGCGACCUGCAAACACUAACAGCAACGCUAGUUCUCUUGCAGGUCCUUCGAGACCCUCGGGCAAGAAGAUCAAGAUGGAAAACGCUGAUGCUGAUCGUUAG